AUGAGUGCUGAUACUGCUUGUACUCUUGUUGGUUUUGGCACAGCUGAGCUGGCUACUUUUGACUGGAGAGCAGCAAUUUUUGUGGCAUCAAGCACAAACCUCCUUGUCAUGCAUUUUUCUUUAGCGCCUUCCGCGGGUGGGAAUGCCGAAGAUUCAUUGAAGCGUGAGUCUGGGACUAAGGUGCACCAUGGUAAUAUCCAGGCAUCAAAGGCUGUUGCUGACAUAAUCCGUACAACUUUGGGUCCUCGAUCGAUGCUCAAGAUGCUACUUGAUGCUGGUGGAGGAAUUGUGGUGACUAAUGAUGGAAAUGCCAUUCUGCGUGAAUUAGAUAUUGCACACCCAGCAGCAAAGUCAAUGAUUGAACUAAGUCGCACACAAGAUGAAGAAGUAGGUGAUGGAACUACAUCUGUCAUUGUCCUUGGUAUG
This is a messenger RNA of Prunus avium (sweet cherry), 426 nucleotides long. The record is from RefSeq and is a predicted model, not a curated record. NCBI's taxonomy places the organism in Eukaryota, Viridiplantae, Streptophyta, Magnoliopsida, Rosales, Rosaceae.